AAAGAAAAAAAAAAAAAAAGUCUUUUCCUCCCCUUUAUAAAGAUAAUCAACCAACAAAGAAAGCAAAUUCAUGUAUAUUAAUUUAUUAUACUUACCCACUAUCUCUCUUCUUUGUUCUCUAGAAUCAAUCGAUCUAAAACAAUGGAAGUGGAACCAGAAUCAAGCCCAAGAAUUUCUUUCUCAACUGAUCCUAUGGAAGAUGAUGAUGAUUUCAUCUGCAUCACCCCCAUCUCCCCAGCAGCAGCUUUCUUAGAGUAUCAAACAGAGAAAUCGAUUCCGCAGUACACGGAUUUCGAAUUCCUGUUGGAUACUUUAACAAGUCAAAACACUACAACAACAACAACAGCAGAUCAAUUGUUCUUCGAUGGAAAACUACUCCCAUUUUCCAACCAAGCUCUGACCCAUAUCAGGCUCAAGGAAGAUAAAAAGAGCCCAGCAGCAAAAGAAGAAGAAGAAAGGGAGAAUAAGCAAAACAGAAUUGGCUGGACUUGUGUUGAUGAAGAUCCAUCUCCUAAGCCACCAACAUGUACUCUUCUUUGGAAAGAGUUGCUCAGGAUAAAGAAACAACAGCGUUCUUCUUCUUCUUCUUCAUUAUCACCAUCUCCUUCUUCUUGUUCAAGCAUUGUUGGUGAUUUACCCAUGAUUGAGGAAGGGAAAGAAGAAGGACCAGGUAGCUUAGAUAAACAUAUCAAGUGGUUAAAGAAGGGUUUGGAGAAGACUAGAAGAUCAACUUCAACUACCAGAAUAAGGCCUAUGUCCUCCAAUGUCUCUACUCCUUCUAUUUCUUCUCCCCCACUCUUUCCCCUCCUCCUCAAGAAAGUAAGGGUUUUAGAGAGAUGAAAUGUUCUACAGGGAGGGAAGAAAGGAGGGAGGAUGUUCAUUAUGUUUAAAUUCUGUUUUCUAAGUUUCUCUGCUCGGUACACUACAGUUAAAAGAACAGAUCUUCAAACGGAUCAAAACUACCAAGAUUACAAAUCUAGGAUUUAUUGAACAACUUCACAU
Impatiens glandulifera is the source of this 1002-nucleotide messenger RNA. RefSeq lists its product as uncharacterized. The transcript has a single exon. The coding region runs from base 142 to 840 and encodes 232 amino acids. Lineage: Eukaryota; Viridiplantae; Streptophyta; Magnoliopsida; Ericales; Balsaminaceae. The record is from RefSeq and is a predicted model, not a curated record.